UAAAACAAACUUGUUCGUUUCGUUCAAAACAUUUCAAAGAACAAUCGAAUCAAAACUUGGUCUAGCAUAGACAAGAUGUAGGAUGAAAAGUACCAAAAUAAUAUGAUGUAAUUCUAAUUAAAAUGGCAAUACAUUUGUGACCGACAGGAUAUCAAAAAUAUUUUUUAACAAGGCAAUCUAAUUGAUAGCCAUUUUGAAGAGCCUUUUGUUGGUGUUUUGUGAAUGUUUUCAACAAAAUUUUCUAUUAUUUCUAUGAUAUAAAAGUGUUUUCGAGACGCCAGUCUCGUUAUUAUAAUAAAGAAUUGAAUCAGAACACUUUAUUAUAAAGUGUUGUUUGUUUGGUGAACGCGCAUUGUGUAAAAAAACCGGAAAGAAGAACUGCCGUAUUUAAGAUUAGUAAAAAAAAAUCUGGUGAAAUAGAGACAGUUAUUGUGACAGUGGAAAUAAUUAUUUCAACGAAUAUCGUUAGUGUGAUUAGUUAAAUUGUUAAAUCGGCCGUUAUUAUUUACAUCGCGUGUUUUGUUCGCUACGUAAAAUUUAGAUCGCCACAAGAUGGCGGCCGUCGGAUGCUCGCUCCGCCAAAACCCGCUCGCGGGGCCCGAUGUGUCAUCGGGUUGUGAGAGCUUCGGUGACAUGUUGUAAACCGGCGUCUCGCACCGCGGCCGAAUUUACCGGCCGCAAACGGCGGGGUUCCAUUUCGUAAAAUGGAAUUUCGCUCGAGGCGCCAAAAUGCGAUGGGUGUUGACAUAAGUGCAAUACCGUACCGUUACUCAGGCGGCAGUACGUAAAAACUAUUACAAAAAUGAGCGAGCCGGACGACGUAGGAAAAGAAGUGUGGAAGCGAUGGAUACUGGAAGCGAUCCACAAGAUUCGCUCACAGAAGCAAAGGCCGAGUGUGGAGCGUAUCUGUCACGCGAUUAGACAGCAUCACAACUAUCACGAAGAUGUGGUAGCGGAGCGGCUGGAGCGCGCAGUGCGAGAGGGAGCCGUGCUCAAGGUGUACAACAAAGGCCAGAGCUCGUACAAGGAUCCCGGCGGCGUCCAGAACAAGCUUCUACGAAUCACACAAGAUGUGGACCUUUCUAGGGUCGUUGCAAAGGCAGUGCGUGAGUUAGGUGAACGUGACGGUUCUACGUUAAAGACAAUUGAAAGACAUUUAAACCAAGCAUACCAAGUGACUGUGGAAAAUGAAGUGGAUGUGCGUGCAGUGUUGAGAGCUGCCGUGAAGCGUGCCGUGGCGCGAGGGCUGCUCUCUCACCAGGCGGGGGCCUACAAGGCGACAGAGAGGCCCCUCACCACAUCCUCAGAUAGAAGCUCCAAGCAGCGUUCUAAGAGUAGUCAAGAAUCCCCAGAGAAGAAACCGAAUCCAAGUGGUCCAGUGCCAUCGUGUACUGAAUGCCUCGGUACUGAGGCUAGAAAUAGGCUGGGGGCAGCUGAGGCUCUCAUAUGCUGCCAACAGUGCAAGUCCUAUGCUCAUCCGACAUGCCUCAACUUACUCGAACAUGUUACACUUCCUGUUAUUAAGUCGGUGCGCUGGUCGUGCGGGGCGUGUGCGUGGUGCGAGGUGUGCGCGGCGCGCGGCGCCUGGGCGGGGCGCUGCGCGCACUGCGCCCGCGCCGCGCACCCCGCCUGCGCCGCCCCGCCCUGGCGCUGCGACUCCUGCGCGCGCCCGCCGCCGCCCGCCGCUCCAGCCGGCUCCAAGCGGUCGACGGCAGCAGGGACUCCACGCGGCAGGAAGCCGCGCACGCCGGCGCGCCAACCUGACUCCGACGACGAGCCCUCCGAUGGUAACGCACCGCCGCGGCCUCCGCGCCCCCCGACCGAACAGAGAAUGUCGAGAGAGAAGCAGAAAUUUUUCAGAUUUUCCGCGUUCAAUCUGGUGAAGCGGCGCCGGCGCCGCUCGUCGUCGGGCUCGUGGGAGGGGUGGGGCGGCGUCCGCGUCACGCGCGUGCAGCGCCUCGAGCUGCGCCUGGAGCGCCGCGAGCCCGCGCCGCGCGCGCCCAGCCCGCCCCUCUCCGCCCGCUCCGCCCGCUCCACGCGCUCCACUCGCUCCACCCGCUCCACCCGCUCCACGCCGUCGCCAGCCUCGUUAGCCUCGCCCCCCGAGCCGGACUCGGCCGCGUCAGGCUCGGAUUCGGUCGGUUCCCCCGCGUCUUCCAGUGAUAGUGAUGAACGACCCGCGCCCGCGUAUGUUUCUACUGUGUUCGAACGUUUAGCAGCUGAUUCCGGCCCGGGUGGUGUUUGGGGAUUCGCUGCUGAAGCGCAGAAACAGAAGCACGCAAAAACUAAAAAUACUUGA
This is a messenger RNA of Spodoptera litura, 2299 nucleotides long. Lineage: Eukaryota; Metazoa; Arthropoda; Insecta; Lepidoptera; Noctuidae. The record is from RefSeq and is a predicted model, not a curated record.